Centruroides sculpturatus (bark scorpion) is the source of this 3156-nucleotide messenger RNA. Its product is annotated as probable glutamate receptor. The transcript has 7 exons. The record is from RefSeq and is a predicted model, not a curated record. Gene Ontology annotation, molecular function: glutamate-gated receptor activity. Bases 932 to 2197 code for a protein of 421 amino acids. NCBI's taxonomy places the organism in Eukaryota, Metazoa, Arthropoda, Arachnida, Scorpiones, Buthidae. Gene Ontology annotation, cellular component: membrane.
UAUGUAGAAAAAGUAAAAAUUUUUAAUGGAAAAAUAAGAAACUAUUGUACUCAACAGUGGCCGAAUGGAUAAAAUUACUGAACCGUGGUUCUAUUGAGGUUCCAGGCUCUUAUCUCAUCAAAUAGCUGGCCACGUAAAGUUUUCUGAAUUUUCUUUACGUGUCUAACACUAAAUAGAGAGUUUCCCAUAGAAAGUCCUACCGGGAGGCAUUCCUCCUUGGUCCAUAUAUUGCGUUGCCUUAGCCUCUCACUUCGUUUAUUCCAUUACAUACUGUAAUAAAUUAAAUAUUGAUAUAAUAUUAACUUGUAAAUUAACCUUAAAAUUACAAAGAAUGUCAUUAAUUCAACUAAUUUUUAUAAGUUAACGAAAGUUUAUUGCUUUAUCUUAAUCCUUAUCUUUACUGAUUGAAUCUACGUAGAUUUGGUCCCUCUGUAAUGGCAGCACUUUCACUUCAGGUCCAGCAGAAUAUUUGGCUCAGACCUCACAUUUACGGGAGCUUAUUUCAUCGAAUUUCUUGCAUAUUAAGAAAAGAAUCUUUAAUUCUGGAAAAAUUUAUUAUUUAAAAAAGAUCCGUGAUGACGUUCAAUGGGAAAUAGGGGCAAAUUUCCGUGAAGAAAAAACCCAUAAAAAGAAAUUCCGGAAAACUCCACGUGGCCCACCCGUUGGUGAAGUGCGAACCCAUGCCACUAACUACCAGUGUUCAGUGGUUUUAUCCAUUCGGCCACUGGUAGACAAUAUAUCUUCGUAAAUUAAUGUAAUUGUGGCCAUAGUUCUUAAUUUUUAAUUGAACUACGCCAACAAGAGGGAGGGUCCGUAAUGAUUCCAACCCUUACAAAAUAUUAUUUCUGCUAACAAGUAAUAAAAUCUUUAAUACAGCUUUUUGUUAACAAAACAUUCUACAUAUUUAAUUAAUUUACAGUGGUUUCCAUGGAUGGGAAUUCAUGUGAAACGUAAUAAGGUCCAAGGAAUUUACGGCCAUUUAUCAGAAAUGUUAAACAUUUUGUCUACUGUUAUGAAUUUCAGUUACUCGCUAGUUACACCUGCUGAUCGUCAAUGGGGUGCUCCUGUUGGAGACGGAAAUUGGACUGGAAUGAUUGGUAUGCUUCAGCGUGAUGAAGCUGACAUAGCUAUGGGUCCAUUCGCAAUUACAUAUUUUCGUGCUCAAGUAGUAGACUACACUCAUCUCUUCACUAGUAAUUAUUUAGCUGUUAUGGCAGGAAGAUUAAAAGAUCACCAUCCUAGUUUCUUCAGUUAUAUAUUAACUUUUGGAUGGGAGAUCUGGUUUGGAAUUUUCUUAUCUUGGGUAACAUUAUCAUUGGGCAUGACUGCUGUUGAUAUGGUACAUAAUAUUAAAUGGAGAUCAUGGGAGAAGGCUAAAUCGAGAUAUAUGUACCACUUUUGGGUAUACUUCAGCAAUUUAUUUUGCGAGUCAUCUCCCACCACUCCAACUCAGACAUCUGCUAAGUUUUUAGUUCUGGUAUGGUGGCUAGCAAUCAUCGUUCUGAUGAAUGGAUUUAGUGGAAAUUUGAAAGCAAAGUUGAUGACUGAAGAAGAAAUACCGCGAAUUGAAUCAAUUGGAGAUGUUCUUGUAAGGAAAGAGAUUCAACCUUAUAUAAUGAGAGGAUCUGCAUAUGAAACUUACAUACAGCAUACACAAACUGAAGAGUUUCAGCAAUUUUGGAGGAGGAUAGUCAGCACAAAUGGGCGAGUGUUAGAAGAAAUGUACAGUUAUGAAACGUUGAAACGGGUGCUGAGAACCGAAGUAGUUGUAGUCAAUGAUUACUGGUCCAUGCAAGACGCAUUAGCUAGAAAAUGUUCCGAUUUAUCUGAAGGACUGUUUUAUUUUGGCAAUCAACACUUCUUUCCACAUCCAUUUGCAAUGGCUCUAAAUAAGAGAUUACCUAAAGAACUUGGAAGAGAAAUUAGUAAGAGGGUUAAUUGGGUAAUGCAAAGCAACAUUGUAAGUAGAUGGGCGGCUCGUACCAAUUACAAUUGGACCAAGUGCACCCAACAAGAUGCGAACCAAGAAGAAAAGCCUUUAACUUUAGUUGAUUUAGAAGGGUUUUUUAUAUUAUAUCUCUUGAUAUCUGCUUUUUGUUUUAUUGUGUUAAUAUUGGAGAAUAUUAGAAAUAUAAUUCGAUUCUCUAAGAGGGCUUUUAACAGAAUAAAACGCAUUUAUACUAAAUUUUCGAAAUAAUCAUUAAAACAUUGCUACAAAUGUAUCAGGAAGAAUAUCGAUAAAUUGAUGUUUAAAUGCUCCUAAAACGAUAUAGUAGAAAAAUUCGAUAAAUUGAUGUUUAAAUUCUCCAUUAAUUGCGUGUAUUGAAACAUCUGUUACUUUCUUGUAUGGAGUUUUAAAGUGUAAUUAUUGUGCUUUAAAUAAAAAAGAAAGUAGUAAAAGUCUGUUAUCAAACUUUCUAAGAGCUCAAUUUAUUUUUCUGGAACACUUUUAACAUCCAUUAGCAAUAAUUUUAAAGUGACAAAUUGAAAAAUCACAUCUUGCAUCUUCCAUAAGAUAUAAUGCAUCAUGAUCAAUCAUCAUCAUGUCAUAGAAGAAAUUGAUUAUCGCGAGACGAAAAACCCUCCCAUUUUUUCAAAUAUAUUUAUAUAAAAGAACUCGGUAAAUAAGCUUUAAAUUCUUUAAUCGUUUCGUUUAUUUUCUGUGUCAAUCAUGAAAUUUAUCAUAUUUAUAUUUAUGUUUGGCGUGGCAAAACUUGAGAGUUCUGACAAACCGUUCUAUAAUCUGAGAGUUGCUUUCAAUACAGUUAAUAUAUUUUGGCUUUUGCUUAAUAGUUUGUAAGUUCUUACGUAGUUAAUGUUUUCCUUCUUCUUUAGUGGUUACCAUGGACAGAUGCAUAUUAUCAAGGAGAGAAAGUUUACAUCACAGGAGGAUACAUGAAGAAAGUUUUAGAUAUAAUGUCUCGAUAUGCUCGCUUUAAGUAUGGUUUUCUUUAGAGAUAACUCGACUUAGCACUGAAAUUUUUGUAGAAUUCUACAGCCGUAAAUUUAUAAUUUCUCAAAUUUCUACGAUUCUUUUCUAGUUAUACAAUGCUUAUUCCUGCUGAUAAACAAUGGGGAACGCUUUUACCCAAUGGAAGUUUUACAGGAUUGAUUGGAAUGCUGAGUAGAAAUGUAAAUAGAUUAGGUAUUCUUUUA